AAUUAAAAGCAAAAAUCAAUUAGGAUUUUAUUAAGAAACGCGAACCCUAAGCUAUAAAUAUAAAGAAUGGAAAUUGAAUCAUAAAUAUUCUCAUCCUUCCCCAAAUUCUACGCCCAUCUCUUUCCCAACUCACAAUGGCGUGAAAACUCACUGCCUCGGAAAAAAAAUUCCAUUUUAAUUUCCAUGCCCAAGUGACAAACAGUCAAUCAAAAAGCAGGCCACGGGGGACAGGUCAGAGGGCACGCUGCUACCAUAACUCCACCUUGACACCUUUGUGACCCGACGCCACCCGUCGCUGCUCGCGGAUAUUUAUGGUAGAAAUUUAAAAUUAAUGAUGUGUGACGUGAAAUUGUCGCCAAAAAAAGAGAGAGUCGGGGAAAAAGUAAUGCAGAAAAAUUAAACAGAGAGAGAAGAGCGUACAAAAGGCAUCGGGACUAGCGGGAGGACAUCCGAUUUAAAAAAUUGCUAAGAAAAAUUAACGUAAAAUGGAAUGUCCUGAGAAUGAGCCCCUGCAAUUGCUUCAGCACAACAAUGCCAAGUUCAUAACCUGCGAUCUCCGGAAAAGAGACCUGGAAACCUGUCGAAGCAGUCUCAAAUCCACUUGCCAGAAUCCCAUCAGCGUGUAUGCUAAUAACCGAAUUUAUCUGGCCUGCGAGGUCAAGGGGUCACUGCCGGAAAUCUCCAAGUGGUCAAAUUAUGCAAAGCUCUUCAGGCCAUUGCCAAAAAUAAACUCUAGGAAAAAUAAGAAGAUUUGUAACCCCCAGUGGCAGUGGAGCGGUGCUAAAUAUUGUAUUGCUCCGCCACUAAGGCAGAGUCCACCACAAAAAGAAUCGUCUGAAAAGGAUUUACAUGAACAAGUAACCAAACAAUUUAAAUAUCAACCCAAGGCUAUUAAGCGAGCUGUGCUUAGAGAAACCAACAAGUACAGGAAACUUCAUCGUGCGAGUCCUUUAAAAAUGAACGAUAAUCUCUCUAAAUACGCACAAGACUGGGCAAACCACCUGGCCUACUAUGAUCGUCUUGAAACCCGACCUUUUCCGAUUUAUGGCGAAAAUAUCAUGUGUAUUCGUAAGCCAAUAUUUUCCAUCGAGCAUAUGAUGAAGCUCUGGUACCAGGAGAAGUACCACUACGACUACAUGGAUCCCUGUUUUAGCCCAUACACCGGUCAUUUCACCCAGAUGGUGUGGAAAGAUACUGAAUAUCUUGGCGUGGGAGUGGCCUCCAAGUAAGAUAAUUCCAAUACAUAGCCUGAAAUCAUAAAAAAACG
Molecule: messenger RNA, 1267 nt
Organism: Drosophila kikkawai
Lineage: Eukaryota; Metazoa; Arthropoda; Insecta; Diptera; Drosophilidae
Cellular component (GO): extracellular region
Source: RefSeq, a predicted model, not a curated record